Rhodamnia argentea is the source of this 1474-nucleotide messenger RNA. RefSeq lists its product as uncharacterized. NCBI's taxonomy places the organism in Eukaryota, Viridiplantae, Streptophyta, Magnoliopsida, Myrtales, Myrtaceae. The transcript is spliced from 4 exons. Bases 129 to 1403 code for a protein of 424 amino acids. Gene Ontology annotation, molecular function: structural constituent of ribosome. The record is from RefSeq and is a predicted model, not a curated record. Gene Ontology annotation, cellular component: mitochondrial small ribosomal subunit. Gene Ontology annotation, biological process: mitochondrial translation.
AUUUAUUUACUUAUGUCAUUUUCUUUUUUGUGGUCAGAUAUUUAUUUAAGUUAGCUUGAAAUGAUAUUGGCUUUGAUAAAAACCAAGAACCACUGUAAAACCCUAGACAGCGUGGGAGAAAGACAGCCAUGAUCAGAGUACUGAGAAAUGCUUCUCUCUACGCGCGAUGCCUCGUCCGCCCUCCGACCUCCAAGCCCGCCCUGAACCCCUCGCCCUCCUCGUUCUCCGUGUGGGCUCGGCCUCUACCACGCAGGUUAUACUCGUCCGGCGAAGCCCCCAAAACCGCCGCUUCGGAGACGGGUUUGGCCCCAGCGGAGGCGAAGGAGGUGGCGGUCGAUGCUGCGUCUGAGAAGAAAGAGGUCUCUCUCGAUGUCAAAGACGUCAGCAAUAAAGAGCUAAAGAUGAUGAUAGACAAGUACUUCGGAGGAGACGAAGAGGCCCUGCAGUCCAUCCUGGAAGGAAUCUUGCGGAGGAAGUUGGUAGGGAAGCACGAGGAGACAGAUGACGAGGUGAUGGAAGAAAUCCGGAUGCAGCCCAUCGAUGGUGUUAAGGACACUGAGUUUGAAUCCGAUUUUGAAGAUAUGCACGAUACAGAUGAGGAAAUUGACAACUUGUACGAUGCGGGAGAGAUUGUAAAGAAGAAAAUGGUGCAAGAUGAGUACUUCAAUAUGUCCGACAUGAAGUGGGACGAGAUUAUUGCUGAGGCGAUCAGGCAUCGUCACUUGGAGAACACCAAGGAGUGUGAGCAGGUUUUAGAGGACAUGCUUUCUUGGGAUAAGCUUCUUCCAGAUGAGAUGAAGAAAGAAGUAGAAGAAAAGUACAGUGAGUUGGGAGAUAUGUGUGAGAGAGGCGAGCUUCAACCUAAAGAAGCCUUCGAACAAUUUAAGAAGUUUGAAGAUGAGAUGGUGAUGAAAUAUGCCAAGAUGAUGGAAAAGGAAGCCCCACAAUUUGAUGAGAUUGCUGUACCUGAUAAGAAAAAAGAAUUAGAUGACCCACCAGGUGAGGGACCAAUACUUCGUUGGCAAACCCGUGUAGUGUUUGCUCCCGGUGGCGAUGCGUGGCAUCCGAAGAAUAGGAAAGUGAAAAUGGCUGUGACUGUUAAAGAGCUUGGGCUUUCAAAGUAUCAAUUUCGGCGGCUUAGAGAACUUGUUGGAAAGCGGUAUAAUCCAGGGAAAGACGAGCUCACGAUCACCAGUGAAAGGUUUGAGCAUAGAGAAGAAAAUAGAAAGGAUUGCCUUCGGACUUUGUUAUCCCUCAUUGAGGAGGCCGGUAAAGCCAAUAAACUGGUGGAUGACGCCCGAGCUUCAUAUGUCAAGAACAGACUAAGAGCAAACCCCGCCUUCAUGGAAAGGCUACGUGCCAAGACAGAAAAGAUGAGGGCUUCAAGUGCUGUACCAGCGUGAUAUUUUGUUCCACAUUGGCUAUUUUGACCUACUUUAAAUAUUCGUUGGUCAAUGAAAUUCAUUGAAAAGAA